Molecule: messenger RNA, 2472 nt
Organism: Pangasianodon hypophthalmus (striped catfish)
Lineage: Eukaryota; Metazoa; Chordata; Actinopteri; Siluriformes; Pangasiidae
Gene: nprl2
Product: NPR2 like, GATOR1 complex subunit
Exons: 11
Coding region: 336-1412 (358 amino acids)
Biological process (GO): positive regulation of autophagy; negative regulation of TORC1 signaling; cellular response to amino acid starvation
Cellular component (GO): GATOR1 complex; vacuolar membrane
Molecular function (GO): GTPase activator activity
Source: RefSeq, a predicted model, not a curated record
CCUACAGUGCCAACUAGCGGUGUGUUAGAGACAGAUGUUAGCUUGCAGUGAUGAACUAUUUCCGUUAUGCGCUACAGCUCCAUGUUAGAUAGCUAGCACAGCAAGUCUGCCUACUGUAUGCACAGUUAGCGCGCUUAUUAUAGAAAUAUUCACUCUCUGGUCUUUCUUUUCAUAAGAUGUUUUCAUUAGGCCAACGAACCGAGAUUAAGGCAUUAAACAUAACACACUGCCAAUAAACAAGUAAACAGUAAAUACAAACAGUCACCGAGUCUACCGGCUACAACGUGCUUUAAAGCCGAACUCUUCUUUCAAAACUUCCGGGUCUAGUGAGCUUCAUGAAGCCCCCCACAGUUCCUGAAGAAUAUAUAUCAAGGGAGUUGUUUGAUACAGUGCAAGUGUACAUUAUCACCAAACCUGAGCUACAGAAUAAGCUCAUUACAGUGACUGCAAUGGAUAAGAAGCUAAUUGGAUGUCCAGUGUGCAUAGAGCAUAAAAAAUACAGUCGCAACGCCUUACUCUUCAACUUAGGUCUUGUGUGUGAUGCUCAGACGAAGACAUGUGCCCUUGAGCCCAUAGUGAAGAAACUUUCACAAUACCUUACAACUCUGGAGCUGGAGAGUGGCUUUAUUUCAAAUGAGGAGAGUAAACAGAAGCUGUUGCCCAUCAUGUCUACAUUACUUGAGGAGCUCAACGCAACAGGAGCCUGUACUCUUCCUAUUGAUGAGUCAAAUACAAUUCACCUGAAGCUGAUUGAGCAGAGGAAAGAUCCCAUCAUUGUUCAGGAGUAUGAUGUUCCAGUCUUCACUCAAACUAAGGAACGCUAUAUUAAGUCACAGUGGGAUCUCACCACACAGCAGAUUCUGCCCUACAUCGAUGGAUAUCGACACAUACAGAAGAUUUCUGCUGAGGCUGAUGUUGAGUUGAACUUAGUACGAAUCGCCAUUCAGAACUUACUGUAUUAUGGAGUUGUAACACUAGUGUCAAUAUUUCAGUAUUCUAAUGUUUACUGCCCAACACCUAAAGUCCAGAGCCUGAUAGAUGACAAAGCUGUUCAGGAAGAAUGUCUGCAUUAUGUCAGUAAACCUGGACAGCGAGUGAGCCUCCGAGAUGUUUUCCAGCUUUAUUGUGGUUUGACUCCAGGAACUACAGUGCGUGACCUGUGUUCCCGCUAUGCUCAGCAACUACAAAGGGUAGAUGAGAGAAAGCUGAUCCAGUUUGGUUUAAUGAAGGGCCUGAUUCGCCGGUUGCAGAAAUAUCCUGUUAAAGUUGUUCGAGAUGAGAGGAGUCGUCCUCCAAAACUUUAUACUGGUUGCCACAGUUAUGAUGAGAUCUGCUGCAAAACUGGAAUGAGUUACAAGGAGCUGGAUGAGCGAUUAGAAAAUGACCCCAAUAUUAUCAUCUGCUGGAAGUGAUGUCAUAUUAAAUAUGGAUUUGUGGAUUCAUUUAUCUGAUGAGGUAGACCAGCAUAUGCAGUUGAGCUGUAAGGCAGUCAGUGGGACCACAGCCUGAGACGCAUAAGCAAGUGUGUCAAGUGGCCCAUCCUCGCCCACGGCCUGACCCAAAAACCAAGGACAUACACAGUCAGCUCCAGAAUUAUUGGCACCCUUGGAAAAGAUGGGUAAAAAAGGUUAUGGGGGAAAAAUGUAUUUGUCAUUAAUUAGCUUAAUCUCGCACCGAAAUAUGAGAGAAAUCUAAUCUUUAAUAUAAACAGUGUUUAACAAAACCACAACUAUUGGUAACCAUAGAACUCAUUUUUAAAGUUUACUCGAGUGUUUAGGAGCUAAAUUUUUAACUGUUUCUCUAGAAACUUACUGUACCUUGCUUAACUUUUACUAUAUCUACAAUAAGUAGAUAUUGUAGUUGCUCUCUGGAUUCUUAUAUAUACAUUCCUAUCUUUCCAUUUUCUUUAUUCCACCUUCUUGAUAGGAAAUUGUUGCUCUCAUUUCUAACCUUGCUGUUCAGCACAGAAACUGAAGUUUUGGUCUCCCGUAGGAUCUAGAAACUGAGAUUGCAAAACAUUCAUCCUGUGACCAGUUUUCUGACUUUUUAAGGUUUGAUUUACAUGCAUGUGUGAAGCCAUUAACUUGAAUUUUCUGGAAAAGGCAACCUGGUUUUGGGCUAAAAUAUUCUGGUACUUAGAAUGAAGAAUAUAUGAUAUCAUAUGUUUUUAUAAGUGCUGAAAUGCGCAGUUGUAUUUCAGCACUUGCGUGUACAAAAAAGUCUACAAAUGUGUGGAAAUAUGUUAAAUAAAUAUGUUUGGACAACAUAUUAGCGGUUGUAAAUGAAAUUUUUUUAAAUGGGUAAGUUGAUUUUGCUCAAGUUAUUUUCAACCGGUAACAGUAAAAUUAUGGACAUUUAACUAGGUCUGGGCUGAUCUCUUUAAAACCUGAUCCUAAUACUGUGUACAGAUAUUGAUAUGGUGUGUUUUAAUCAAACAUGAUGUGAAGCAUAAAAUGUAGGAUGUACUAAUGA